AUGAUUGCAAGCAACUGGCCACAGCCUCCCAUCCUGUCGGUGGACCAACUUCGCCUCGCCCUCUCCUCCAUAUGCGACGGUGGCUCGCCCAGCAAGGCGCUGCAGUUCCUCCUCAAUGCCACCGCCCAGGGCAAGGGCUUGAUGGAGCAUGUGGUGUACUCUCAGCAAAUGGCUUUUAAAGGAAGAUCGUUGGCCAGCACCAAGUACUAUGGCAUCCGGGGCAUCGAGCGCACAUGGUUCUACGAGUGGUUUGGGCUCAUGCUGGCAGUGCAGCGCCAACCUGUCAUUCUGCACAUCGAGGCGUCCACUCCCUCCUUCCAAGGCUACGAUGGGGUAAGGCACCCUCCUUCCAAGACUACGAUGGGGUAA
Closterium sp. NIES-65 is the source of this 369-nucleotide messenger RNA. The record is from the annotation of a GenBank genome assembly. NCBI's taxonomy places the organism in Eukaryota, Viridiplantae, Streptophyta, Zygnematophyceae, Desmidiales, Closteriaceae.